Molecule: messenger RNA, 1110 nt
Organism: Gossypium raimondii (Peruvian cotton)
Lineage: Eukaryota; Viridiplantae; Streptophyta; Magnoliopsida; Malvales; Malvaceae
Product: probable peroxygenase 3
Exons: 6
Coding region: 162-860 (232 amino acids)
Molecular function (GO): calcium ion binding; monooxygenase activity
Source: RefSeq, a predicted model, not a curated record
AUAUAAGACAAUAUGGAUAAUGAUUAAUGCAUGUAAAAUAAAACAUAGUAAGAACGAAAUGGUGAUGAAAUCAGAUCAAAAGGAUUGGACUUGGAGGGCAGGCGGGUGUGCAGUGUCUUGGUUUAUAUAAGAAGAGCAAGAAAAAUAGCAAUUAGAGAAGGAUGGAUAUUGCAACAGAGGCACCCAAAGCACCAUUGACAAGUGAAAGGAAGGUUAGAGCAGACCUUGAAGAAUAUAUACCCAAACCCUAUUUGGCAAGGGCAUUGGCUGCUCCAGAUGUGGAACAUCCACAUGGAACACCAGGGCAUGACAACCAUGGAAUGAGUGUUCUUCAGCAACAUGUUUCCUUUUUUGAUCAAGAUAAAGAUGGGAUUGUUUAUCCUUGGGAAACCUACACAGCUAUGAGAAAUCUUGGUUUCAAUCCAUUUUCAAGCUUUUUCAUUGCAAUCUGCAUCACCGUGGGAAUGAGUUAUCAAACUCUCCCGGGAUGGCUACCAAAUCUAUAUUUUCCCAUAUACAUAGACAGAAUACACAAAUGCAAGCAUGGUAGUGAUUCUUCAACAUUUGACACUGAAGGAAGGUUUAUGCCAAUGAACUUUGAGAGUAUAUUCAGUAAAUAUGCUCGAACUGUGCCCGAUAAGUUAUCAUUCGGAGAAGUAUGGCACAUGACUGAGGCUAAUCGAAAAUCAUAUGAUUUCAUUGGCUGGCUAAUGACAAAGGCAGAAUGGAUGCUUUUGUAUCUGCUUGCAAUGGAUGAAAAUGGUUAUCUAUCAAAAGAAGCUGUCAGGGGAUGUUUUGAUGGGAGUUUGUUCGAGUAUGUUGCCAAAAUGAACAAGGCUGGCAAGAAUAAGGUUUACUGAGUGCAGGUUGCUAGUUUAAAAUAUAUGCAUUGUUUUUGUUAUCUUACAUUUUUCUGUCCAAAGUAAUGUUACAACAAUUGUUUGGACAGAACAAUGAAAUAAAUUAUCAGGGGAAAACAAAAGUGUAACAUGAAAUCAAGAUUGUUUACACAAUUCUCAUAAUAAUUCUACCUUUAUAAAGCUUUGUUCGUGGGUGUGCAAUCGUUUGCACUCACUCUGUUAUUAUGUAAAAUUAGCAUGCUUUUAAUCA